AUGUCGCUAUCUCUAUCGCGGUCCCUGCACAGGGCCCUUCUGAGGAGAUCCUAUGGCACAGUCCAAGCUCCUCCCAGUGCUGCAUCACUUACAACCAACCGCAUUCCUCCCGCCCUCCAAGAAGCAACCGCCGCCACCGCCCCGCGCACCAACUGGUCUCGGGAAGAGGUCCAACAGAUCUAUGAGACUCCUCUGAGCCAAUUGACUUAUGCGGCGGCCGCCGUCCACCGCCGCUUCCAUGACCCCGCCGCCAUCCAGAUGUGUACCCUKAUGAACAUCAAGACCGGCGGCUGCAGCGAAGACUGCUCGUACUGCGCACAGUCCUCCCGGUACAGCACCGGCCUCAAAGCCACCAAGAUGAGCCCCGUCGACGAAGUGCUCAAGGCCGCCCGCAUCGCCAAGGACAACGGCAGCACCCGGUUCUGCAUGGGCGCCGCCUGGCGCGACAUGCGCGGCCGCAAGACAAGCCUCAAAAACGUCAAGGAGAUGGUCUCGGGCGUGCGCGCCAUGGGCAUGGAGGUCUGCGUGACCCUGGGCAUGAUCGACGAGAACCAGGCCAAGGAGCUCAAGGACGCCGGCCUGACCGCCUACAACCACAACCUCGACACCUCGCGCGAGUUCUACCCCUCCAUCAUCACCACCCGCUCCUACGACGAGCGCCUGCAGACCCUGUCGCACGUCCGCGACGCCGGCAUCAACGUCUGCUCCGGCGGCAUCCUGGGCCUCGGCGAGGCCGACUCCGACCGCAUCGGCCUCAUCCACACCGUCGCCAACCUUCCCUCUCACCCCGAAUCGUUCCCCGUCAACGCCCUCGUUCCCAUCAAGGGCACCCCGCUCGGCGACCGCAAGAUGAUCCCCUUUGACAAGCUGCUGCGCACCAUUGCCACCGCUCGUAUCGUCCUGCCGGCCACCAUCGUCCGUCUCGCGGCGGGCCGCAUCUCGCUGUCGGAGGAACAGCAGGUCGCCUGCUUCAUGGCCGGUGCCAACGCCGUCUUCACCGGUGAGAAGAUGCUGACGACGGAUUGCAACGGCUGGGACGAGGACCGCGAGAUGUUUGAGCGCUGGGGAUUCUAUCCCAUGCGGAGCUUUGAGAAGGAGGGGUCCACGCAACCUGCCGUCGAGGCGCCCCCUGCCCCAGCUGCCCCUGCUGCCCACGAUAGUGUAUCUGCUGCGCCGGCCGCAGCUAGCUCGUAG
Aspergillus viridinutans is the source of this 1194-nucleotide messenger RNA. RefSeq names its product biotin synthase. Bases 1 to 1194 code for a protein of 397 amino acids. Gene Ontology annotation, biological process: biotin biosynthetic process. Lineage: Eukaryota; Fungi; Ascomycota; Eurotiomycetes; Eurotiales; Aspergillaceae. The record is from RefSeq and is a predicted model, not a curated record. The transcript has 2 exons. Gene Ontology annotation, molecular function: 2 iron, 2 sulfur cluster binding; biotin synthase activity. Gene Ontology annotation, cellular component: mitochondrion.